Molecule: messenger RNA, 1212 nt
Organism: Penicillium soppii
Lineage: Eukaryota; Fungi; Ascomycota; Eurotiomycetes; Eurotiales; Aspergillaceae
Product: tellurite-resistance/dicarboxylate transporter family protein
Exons: 1
Coding region: 1-1212 (403 amino acids)
Biological process (GO): malate transmembrane transport
Cellular component (GO): membrane
Molecular function (GO): malate transmembrane transporter activity
Source: RefSeq, a predicted model, not a curated record
AUGUCCAACCCAAUUCUACUGGGGGCCUACCCCAACAGUUAUGAAGUCCCACCCAGUUCUUCCCACUCCGAUAAACCCUUCAUGGACACUGAAAAGUCCGAAAAGCAUAUUCCUCUGGGCUUCCGUCAACGUCUUCGUCAUUUCACGUGGGCAUGGUACACUUUAACCAUGAGUGCAGGAGGUCUCGCCCUUCUCAUAGCCAACCAACCCAACACUUUCCAAGGCCUUUAUGAAAUCGGCCUCGCGGUCUACCUAGUCAACAUCCUCCUAUUUGCCCUAGUCUGCUCCCUAAUGGCCGCCCGCUUCAUCAUCCACGGCGGAAUGCUCAGUUCCCUCGCGCACGACCGCGAAGGCCUCUUCUUCCCGACCUUCUGGCUCUCCAUCGCAACAAUAGUCACCGGCCUGGAGAAAUACUUCGGCGACGACCCGGAACAAGCCUUCUCUACUGCUCUCGAAGUCCUCUUCUGGAUCUACUGCGUCUGCACCUUCUCCGUCGCAGUCAUCCAAUACUCCUUCCUCUUCUCCUCGCAUACAUACCGCCUUCAAACAAUGAUGCCUUCGUGGAUUCUCCCGGCCUUCCCAGUCAUGCUCAGCGGAACCAUCGCCUCCGUCAUCGCGGAGCGCCAACCAGACCGCUCCGCCAUCCCAAUCGUCACAGCCGGCAUAACCUUCCAAGGCCUCGGAUUCUGCAUUUCCUUCAUGAUGUACUCGCACUACAUCGGCCGACUCAUGGAGUCAGGCCUGCCAAACCGAGAACACCGUCCCGGAAUGUUCAUCUGCGUCGGUCCGCCCGCUUUCACGGCCCUUGCGCUCGUCGGCAUGGCGCGUGGUCUGCCAGAGACAUUCAGCGUGCUGGAUAGCGAGGACAGCGCCGCUGAUGGGCGGAUGCUGGAGAUUCUGGCGCUUGCUGCUGGUGCAUUUUUAUGGGCUUUGAGCUUCUGGUUCUUUUGUGUUGCAGCUAUUGCUGUUAUUCGCUCCCCGCCUACGAGCUUCCAUCUCUCCUGGUGGGCUAUGGUGUUCCCUAACACUGGCUUUACCAUUGCCACUAUCACCCUUGGUAAUGCGUUUAAUAGUACGGCCAUCAAGGGUGUUGGGUCAGCUAUGUCCAUUUGCAUUGUCUGUAUGUUCCUCUUUGUCUUUGUCAGUCAUAUCCGGGCUGUUUAUCGCCAGGAUAUCAUGUAUCCUGGUAAGGAUGAGGAUGUGUCUGAGUAG